CGCGGAUAUUUUAAAUGGGCAGAUGACCUUGGUGGUUAGGCGUCUCCUCGCUCAUGUAAUUUAAAGCAAAAGAAAAGAAACCUUGGCAAACCAGUGUCAUCAUCUACUAAUCUCCACUGCAUCGUUUUUUCAAUUACUUCCAGUAAAGGAUGCGUAGUCGUCGUCAACUCUCCUAUGGCAGGAAUAAGCUGUAUUUUCUGCGACUUCGUAGAUUCUGUCAGUUUAUUUUAAAUUUUGGCAAGUAUGGAUUUUUCGAUGGAUGGGUCGGAAAAGAAUCCCACUCUGUCUUGAACACAGCGGAAGACUUUAGAUUGCUUUAUUGUGAGAAAGCACGUGUUAUGUGUACUAUGUGGCGUUUUUUAUCAAGGCAUAAGUUUAAAGAAGCAGCAAGAUUGUUAACGCAUUCAAUUCAUGCCUAUCCGAUGUCCCCUGCCUGGGUUUGGCGUGUUGCAUUUCAUAUAUUUCAGUGUCUCAAGGAUGAUACGGGGUUAAGGUCAUUUAACAGGAUUUUGGAUAUGUUUCUAUUAAGUGAUGAAAACAAUCGUAUGCUAGAAUAUACUCUGUAUGAGAUGAGCAAAGGAAAUCUCGGAAAUGUUCAGUUUUGCCGAGCUAACAAACAGUUUGUCCAAAAAAAUAAAUAUGCAUCCAGUUAUGCAAAUAUAAUAAGAGAGCCAGAGUUGGCUCAUAUUCAGCGCCUACAACGACUCUAUGAAGGUUAUAGUUUUUACGGUAUGUGGCUGAAACAAGUUCAUUCAUUGGCUUCGUCUGAUAAUCCAGACGAAAGUCGUUCACUAGUUGAUGAUUUAGCCGAGAAAGCCUAUCAUCGACUUCAGGAAGUUGAAGCUCUUGUGUCUGAAGGUCAUCUGUGCGAUACGUUUGUUCGAGCUCUUGUUGAGAUAUUAAAAUAUUUCAAUGAGCAUACACGUGCAUACGAUUUACUGCUGGAUUAUGCUGAAAAAGUACCCGAGAAUCCAAAUACUCUGAGAUAUUUAUGUGAAUGGCAUCAACUACGCCAGUCGACAACAGAUACAAUACACUCGUCCAUUGUACUGUCACCGACUCAUUCGCUUAGUAAUAAUACACACAAUAAUGAUUCCUCCGCCUAUUAUACAGAUGAAUUCAGUGAUGGAAAUACUGAUGUCGACAGAAAAGUUCUCCGACCUGAAUCCAGCAGUCAAAAGAAGUCGGCGAAAGGCAGUAUGAAAAGUUCUAAAAUUUGUUUAAAAUAUCGUAUAGCCUUUUGUCGGCGUGUACUGCCUGAACCAGCGCCUUCUCUUCCUGAGAAUUAUUCAAGUAUGACGAAAAAAGAAGUAAAAGGUCUACUGAGAAGAAAUCAUCCCCACCUACAGACUAUAAUCACUUGUUUAAAACGAGGAAAAUAUUCAGAUGCUUUGGAUUUGUCAUUUUUAUUACUCGAUCAUCCAUCUUGGGCUGUUUACUGUGAACCUUGGCGUCUAUUACGCAAGAGUAUAUUGUGUAUUGGCAAAAACAAAAACAGAUAAAGUUAAAGUCAAGUUAUUCUGUUUUAACUAUUGCUAAGCCCAGACUCUGUGUUGUCAGUAUUGAGGGAGGACUAAAUCUGUAGGAUAAAAAUAAUCCUACAAAGUUUCGAACAGUAUGUCAGAUGAAAGUUAUGAAACUAUGCCGUCGUUAACUCCACAAUUAGGAAAGAGUAAUGAAGCUGAUUUCCUUGGAAGCAACGAGUAUGAAUCACGCUAUAUGGUAGAAUUGGAGCUAGCGAAAUUGCGCAUAGUCCAAAAAGAGAAGGAAAUGGAGUUAGAAAGAUUACGACAAGGUAGUCGCGAAUGUUCUUGUCACAAUAAAUCGCCUUACAAACCUUCUACUUCUCAUAAAGUCUCUGUAUCUCCUAAUGAUGAGUCCACCAGAACCAUAUCUAAGUUUCUGGACAUGCUUAAAGCAUAUCAAUAUUUUAAGUGGAAUGCCGAUGAACUUGAGUGUUGGAUCAAUGAAAAACUGCAAACAUAUACAAAUGAGGAUUUUAAUGAACUCAGUAAUCUUCAGCUGAAAAAACAGAAACAUCAAGAGUUUGAGUUCGAAGUAACAGUUCAUGCUGAAACACUCUCAGCUCUAGAUUCUACGGGAGAAGAAAUGAUUGGUCAGGGACACUUCGCAACAGAUAUUAUCAAAAACCGUCUUGAUGAAUUGCAUGCCCUGUGGGAAAGGCUUAUGGCUAUUUUCAGAGAAAAAUCACGUCUUAUUAACCUAACGCUUAAAUUUGUCCAGUUUUCAAGCCAAGUCGAUGAGAUACUUUUCUGGAUACGUGAAAGAGAAACUUACGUAACAUCAGAGGAUUUAGGUCAAGACUUGGAAGAUGUUGAGACACUUCAAAAAGGG
This is a messenger RNA of Trichobilharzia szidati, 2355 nucleotides long. The record is from the annotation of a GenBank genome assembly. NCBI's taxonomy places the organism in Eukaryota, Metazoa, Platyhelminthes, Trematoda, Strigeidida, Schistosomatidae.